Messenger RNA from Brachypodium distachyon (stiff brome), 1981 nucleotides. Its product is annotated as putative fucosyltransferase-like protein. NCBI's taxonomy places the organism in Eukaryota, Viridiplantae, Streptophyta, Magnoliopsida, Poales, Poaceae. The transcript has 7 exons. The record is from RefSeq and is a predicted model, not a curated record. Gene Ontology annotation, molecular function: fucosyltransferase activity. Gene Ontology annotation, cellular component: membrane. The coding region runs from base 180 to 1670 and encodes 496 amino acids.
GUUCCCAAUUGUCAACUUCAACAAGCCUCGACCAACUCUAACAACUCCGCCCACUUCCCCCUCCCCGCGCAUCUCAUCUCUCCUCUCCUCUCCUCUCCUGCUCCUCCCGAUCUCCCCACGGCCCCACCCAUCGCCGCCAUCGGCGAGGCGACCGGCGGAGCGGUGCCGGCCGAACACAAAUGAAGGGCUCCAACUCGCAGGCCCAGGCGGCGAGCCGGCGCCGGCGCUAUGUGUGGCUGGUCCCGCUCCUCGUCGGCGCCGCCUUCCUCGGCGAGAUCGCGUUCCUCGGCCGCCUCGACAUGUCGAAGAACGUCGCCGCGGUCGAGAGCUGGACCACCUCCUUCUACCGCAGCUCCGCUACCUGGGGCGUGGACGCGCCCCCGGGCAGCGGGCACGAUGACGACGGCGGCGGCGACGACCGCGAGAUCCGGCAGUGCGAGGAGCGGCUCGAGAGGGAGGACGCCGUGCCCUACGACCGCGAUUUCGAGAGGGACCCCGUCCUCGUCGGCGGCGCUGCCAAGGAUUGGAAUAAAUGUUCUGUAGGAUGUGACUUUGGGUUUUCAGCUAGUAAGACACCGGAUGCUACUUUUGGAAUCGCCCCGGAUCCUUCCGUAGAGAGUAUACUCAGAUCGAUGGAAUCGUCUCAAUAUUAUUCAGAGAACAAUAUUAAUGCGGCUCGAGGGAGAGGGUACCAAAUUGUGAUGACAACCAGCCUCUCCUCAGAUGUGCCAGUUGGCUACUUUUCAUGGGCUGAAUAUGAUAUCAUGGCACCCGUGCCUCCAAAGACUGAAGAAGCCCUAGCUGCAGCCUUUAUUUCCAACUGUGGUGCACGCAACUUCCGGUUGCAAGCGCUUGAGAUGCUUGAAAAGUUGGAUAUAAAAAUCGAUUCAUAUGGUGCCUGUCACCGUAACCGUGAUGGCAAAGUGGACAAAGUGGAUACUUUGAAGCGCUACAAAUUCAGCUUGGCUUUUGAGAAUUCUAAUGAGGAAGAUUAUGUUACAGAGAAGUUUUUUCAGUCAUUGGUAACAGGGGCCAUUCCGGUUGUCGUUGGUGCUCCGAAUAUUCAAGAGUUUUCUCCAGGAGAAGGUGCAAUAUUACACAUUAAGGAGCUUGAUGAUGUUAUCUCAGUUGCUAGGAAAAUGAAGCAUAUUGCAUCAAGUCCUGAUGCUUUUAAUCAAUCUUUGAGGUGGAAGUAUGAUGGUCCAUCCGAUUCUUUCAAGGCACUUAUUGAUAUGGCAGCAGUUCAUUCAUCCUGUCGCCUUUGCAUACAUAUCGCUACGAAGAUUCAUGAAAAAGAAGAAAGGACUCCCAAAUUUAUGAAUCGCCCGUGUAGUUGUUCCAGCAAAAAGGGAACAGUAUACCACUUAUAUGUCAGGGAAAGAGGUCGGUUCAAGACAGAGAGCAUUUAUCUAAGAUCGGACGAAUUAACUUUGGGAGCUUUGGAGUCUGCAGUGCAUGCUAAAUUUAGAUCUCUCAACCAUGUUCCUGUAUGGAAGGAUGAAAGACCAGCAAGCAUUCGAGGUGGAGACGAGUUGAAGGUGUACAGAAUUUAUCCAAUCGGUCUUACAGAACGGCAGGCAUUAUACAAAUUUAGAUUUAGUGAUGAUACUGAGCUUGCUAAAUACAUUAAAGAUCAUCCCUGUGCAAAGCUUGAGGUAAUUUUUGUAUAACUACAAUGUAGCUAUUUUUGCCUCUGGCAGCUCCAAACUUGUACUGUGUGUACUGCGUUUCUGCUGUAUUGUAAGUUAGAAUACUUACGUAGCAACAGAUACAUGCUUAAUGUAGCAUCAAUGUUGAUGCUAAAUCACAACUCUGUAGGCGUUGUGAUAUACGGGCUGUAAAUUUCAUUGUUUGUCGAGUUCUAUUUUGGCUUUUUGAGAAACAGUUAACAAGGGUUGUGGUAACUGCUAAGGACUUGGCAGACACCCAUGGGGACGAAACGAAGCCCCGCUUCUAAUGACAGUGCUAGACUUUGCAUCAA